AUUGCGGCUUCGGAUGCAAAUGUAGCAUGCUAACACGGCUACGUCUGCAUCAUACACAUCUGUAAACGUUAUGUCUUUCAAACGCACUUUCUGUGGGGCAUAAAUUGAUGGUUUGGACCGUUUUCACGGGACGGGUAGAUAGAACACGUGGGUAAGUGAAUAGUUUAGUUACUAGUCUGGUUAAAGCAGAGCGGUGCUAGUUGGCUAACCGGCGGCUGCUUUAUAAAACAUAACAAAGAAACAAAUGGAGACAGACGCGCUGCUGCUGAUUCUUUUGUUACAGCGCUGCUAGUGUUUUAGCAUAGCGCGAGACCUCAGCUUUAACGUGUUAUAUUUAUAUCUUUAGAUAUAGGAAGAAAUAAGACAUUGGCGUUACUAAUAAGCAGAGCGUGUAUGUGUUUUCUUAAGGAUUCUUUUGCUGUGAGAUAAUUGGGAAUUUGAACCAACAAGAGAUAUGAAUCACAUUGACUUUGUGUCUUCAUUCUCAUGUUUCGACUCGUUUGAUUCUUCUUUCUGUCAGUUUGUAGUCGGAACAGUAAACUGUUCGCUUAUUACUUUUUUGUUUUUAUUGUAGGGUUUUUAACUAUGCCACGCAAGAAGGUGACAGAUGUGUCUGGGAACGGUGGACUGAAGAGAAAGAGAGGAGGUGGAAAGAAAAAGGACAGGGAGUUUAGCAGUGAUGACGAGUUUGAUGACUUUGAACAAGAAAACACAAAGAAAUCUGGGAAACCUGCAGCUAAAGCCGGUCUGCAGCCGGUCACUGUGGCUGAUGAUGUGAAGGAAAAGAUUAAUCUCGAGGUUCCCAAAGUCAAAGGUCAGUUGCUCAUUUUUGGAGCCACCAACUGGGACCUGAUUGGCAGAAAAGAAGUGCCAAAACAGCAAGCUGCUUUCAGGAACCUCGGGCAGAAUCUGUGGGGCCCUCAUCGCUAUGGCUGUCUCAAUGACGUCCAGGUUAGCUGUGUGGUGUCUGGACCCUGUGCUGCCCACAGUGUCCUCAUCACCACUGACGGCAAACUCUGGAGCUGGGGUCGUAAUGAAAAAGGGCAGUUGGGUCAUGGAGACACUAAACGAUUGGAGGCUCCGAAGCUGGUUGAGGGCCUGGGGGAGGAAGUGAUUGUAGCAGCUGCUUGUGGUAGAAACCACACCAUGGCUUUAACAGAAAAUGGUACUGUCUACUCCUUCGGAGAAAACAAACUGGGGCAGCUAGGUCAGGGCAAUCAGACUGAUGCUGUGCUCAGCCCAGCUACAAUCCAGUACAACGGGCAGCCGAUAGUCAAAGUAGCCUGUGGUGCAGAGUUCAGUAUGAUUGUGGACUGCAAGGGGAACCUUUAUUCUUUCGGUUGCCCGGAAUAUGGCCAACUAGGGCAUAACUCAGACGGAAAGUUCAUCGCUCGUGCCCAGCGCAUCGAGUUUGACUGUGAGCUGAUCCCUAGACGGGUGGCCAUUUUUAUUGAGAAGACAAAGGAUGGCCAAGUGCUUCCUGUGCCCAAUGUCGUGGCUCGGGAUGUAGCAUGUGGGGCCAAUCACACACUGGUGCUAGAUUCCCAAAAGCGUGUGUUUUCAUGGGGAUUUGGGGGAUAUGGACGAUUAGGCCACACCGAGCAGAAAGAUGAGAUGGUCCCACGGUUAGUCAAACUCUUUGACUUCCCUGGCCGUGGAGCAACUCAAAUAUACUGUGGCUAUCAGUGUUCCUUUGCUGUCAGUGAAACAGGUGGUCUGUUUUUCUGGGGAGUGACAAACACGUCCCGUGAGUCCACCAUGUAUCCCAAAGCUGUGCAGGAUCUGUGCGGAUGGAAGGUUCGCAGUCUGGCCUGUGGGAAGAGCAGUAUCAUCAUAGCAGCUGAUGAUAGCACUAUUAGCUGGGGACCAUCGCCCACAUUUGGAGAGCUGGGGUAUGGUGACAACAAACCCAAGUCAUCCACCACUGCUCAAGAGGUCAAAACUCUGGAUGGCGUGUACUCCGAACAGGUGGUGAUGGGCUAUUCUCACUCCCUGGUUAUUGCUCGGCAAGACACAGAGCUGGAGAAAGAAAAGCUCAAGAAGCUUCCCGAAUACAACCCGCGCACACUCUGAUUGGACACCAUUCACAUUUUCUCCAGGGGCUUUUGUUAUGGAAUGCCUCUGCUCACUAGGUCACCUGGGUAAUCACAGUUUGGUUGGGAUGGGAUUUUACUUUUCCUUUAUUUUUGGACAUUGUAAUGCAUUUUUGAAAGACAAGCCACAUGUCGGAUAAAAGUAUGAAAGAAGUUGCAUUAACUGAUCUGUCUAGGCUCGGGCGUUUCAGAAUGGUAAUUGUGGCAUCACAUGCCUGUUUUAUUUUCACAAUAGAGCCAGCAACUACUCAGAGCACUCGGAUUCCACUGGAUCCAUCCUCUUUACUUAUACAUUCCUAAUGCAACUAUAUCACAGAUUCUGUUGUUUAUUUUUCCAUAACGAUGACUGUGAGAUCCAUGUCUGCUCUCUUCCAAAAA
Messenger RNA from Cyprinus carpio (common carp), 2471 nucleotides. RefSeq names its product protein RCC2 homolog. The coding region runs from base 586 to 2073 and encodes 495 amino acids. The record is from RefSeq and is a predicted model, not a curated record. Lineage: Eukaryota; Metazoa; Chordata; Actinopteri; Cypriniformes; Cyprinidae. The transcript has 12 exons.